This is a messenger RNA of Puccinia graminis f. sp. tritici CRL 75-36-700-3, 348 nucleotides long. RefSeq lists its product as uncharacterized. The transcript has 4 exons. NCBI's taxonomy places the organism in Eukaryota, Fungi, Basidiomycota, Pucciniomycetes, Pucciniales, Pucciniaceae. The record is from RefSeq and is a predicted model, not a curated record. Bases 1 to 348 code for a protein of 115 amino acids.
AUGACCGAAGGAAUCCCCCCGGCCAUUGAGACAGUGUACAGUCUCGAAGGCCAGGGUUCCCUCCGGCCUCAACAGGCCCAUAUUCCCAUGCACAAGGCAGACUCUAGUCAAGAUUAUGAUCAGCCUGGACACCACGACACUAUCCAACGAGGUGAUGCCAGCCAACUACACUACGGACAAUUAGCUGUCGCUGCGGCCCGCAGCGUCACCCAGACGUUUCAAGUCAAACUGAAACCUCAUGCUACGAAUGCCAUGGUUUGCCACACUACACAACGAAAUGUGCCUGAAUGGACAAUGUGGGACUGGUUUGAAGCUGAUGGGUCUGGAGGGCAAGCCAGAGCAAGCUAG